This is a messenger RNA of Rubroshorea leprosula, 615 nucleotides long. Lineage: Eukaryota; Viridiplantae; Streptophyta; Magnoliopsida; Malvales; Dipterocarpaceae. The record is from the annotation of a GenBank genome assembly.
CUUGCUCAAAUCUUGCAUAUUUUGCUAGUUCUUGUUUUGAGUGGCGCAGCGGAAGCAUAGUAAGCCAUGUCUGUUCAUAGAAAGUUAGUGGGGCAUUUGCCUUGGAUUGUGUGAAGCCAUUCACCACUUGAUAUGGUCCUCAAUUUGAGUUUUGGGGACAAAACUCCUUUUUAGGAGGGGUGAGUGUAAUAUCCCAAAUUUUCGGGAAUAUUUAAGUGUAAGUUAGGGACUUGAUUGUGAGAAAAUAUUGUUUUGGGCCUAAUAGCCAACAUUCCCAAACUUGAGGGACUUAAAAGAGGAGAAUUUGGAUAAGGAUGGCUUAUUUCUUUUCUCCCUUUUCCUCUUUCUUCUCCAGCCCGUUUCUGCUCUUGUCUUCUCGCUGCAACCAGAGAGGAAAACAAAGAAAGGGAACCCAGCCAACCUUUGAGAAACUAGUGAGAAAGCUUGGAGAUUUCUCCUUCCUUCUUGCUCUAGAACACACCUAGAACCCAGAAAUCUUCCCUCCCCUACUGGAAAAAUCCGGAUCUACUGCUGCUCUGCUCCUCACCGCCGGCUGUUCCUUGCUUGUGGGUGCGAAUUGUCUUGAUUUUCUAGUAAGAAACAGCCAUUAAUCGA